Messenger RNA from Linum tenue, 2319 nucleotides. The record is from the annotation of a GenBank genome assembly. Lineage: Eukaryota; Viridiplantae; Streptophyta; Magnoliopsida; Malpighiales; Linaceae.
CGUAUUCCGCCUGAAAAUUCGUGCGGCCCACGGAACAGACUGGACACCUUCCCUUCCAUUCCAUUUCCCUCUCUCGUCGCUCCUACCAGGGCAGGUAAAAGCUGCAGCAACCAUUCGUACAGCGACACCGCUACUCUCUCUCUCCCACUCUUUCUCUCUCUCUGCGUGGGGACUGCUGGAGAGUUGAAUUUUCAAUCGCGCCCGCAUAUUUAAAGAAAGCUUCCAACACACAAAAAAAAAUAUGCGGAGAUCAGUAAUUGGAGGUGCCAAACGUACUACUACUACUUGUCUCUUCCUUCUUAAUCACGCUCAUCAUCGCUCUCUCCUUCCUCCUCUGCACCACCGUCUUGAUUCUUCUUCUUCUUCUUCUUCUUCCUCCGCCACCGCCCUCCUCCUCCUUCUCCGGCGACUCUCCUCCUCCUCCGCCGCUUCUUCCCCCUCUCCUCCCAACAUGCCGAACCCCGUUUCCGUCCAAUCCAUCAACCCCAAGGUCUUGAAAUGUGAAUACGCGGUUCGUGGAGAGAUUGUCAUCCUCGCUCAGCGCCUGCAAGAAGAGUUGAAGGCUAAACCUGGUUCCCUUCCUUUUGAUGAGAUUCUCUAUUGCAACAUUGGAAACCCUCAGUCUCUUGGUCAGCUCCCUAUAACCUUCUUCCGAGAGGUUCUUGCGCUCUGUGAUCAUCCUGCGAUUUUGGACAAAGCUGAAGCACAGGGCCUGUUCAGGUUUACCAUUUCUAAUGCCUUGUCUGAUUCUUGCUUGUCUUAUGCCAGUGCUGAUUCCAUAAAGCGAGCACGGCAGAUUCUUGACCAAAUUCCUGGGAGAGCAACUGGAGCAUAUAGUCAUAGUCAGGGAAUCAAAGGAUUACGUGAUACGAUUACUGCUGGUAUUGAAGCUCGUGAUGGAUUUCCUGCUAAUCCAAAUGAUCUGUUUCUCACAGAUGGUGCUAGUCCAGCUGUACACAUGAUGAUGCAAUUAUUGAUAGGCUCCGAAAAAGAUGGACUUCUAUGUCCCAUUCCUCAGUACCCUUUGUACUCUGCUUCCAUUGCUCUCCAUGGUGGUAGUCUGGUCCCUUACUAUCUUGACGAAGAAACUGGCUGGGGCUUGGAAGUUUCUGAACUUAAGAAGCAAUUAAAGGAAGCUAGGUCAAAGGGUAUCACUGUUAAGGCUCUGGUUGUUAUAAAUCCAGGCAACCCAACUGGACAGGUUCUCGCGGAGGAAAACCAGCGGGCUAUUGUGGAGUUCUGCAAGCAAGAGGGUCUUGUUCUUUUAGCAGAUGAGGUUUAUCAGGAAAAUGUCUAUGUUCCUGAGAAGAAAUUUCACUCAUUUAAGAAGGUUGCCCGAUCUAUGGGCUAUGGUGAUAAUGAUUUGUGUCUAGUAUCUUUCCAGUCUGUCUCUAAAGGGUACCAUGGAGAGUGUGGAAAGAGAGGAGGCUACAUGGAGGUCACGGGUUUUAGUCCGGAAGUCAGAGAGCAGAUAUACAAAUUGGCGUCUGUGAAUCUCUGCUCUAAUAUUUCAGGCCAAAUCCUUGCAAGUCUUGUUAUGAGCCCGCCCAAGGCAUUUAUUCUCUCCCUUUCCCUCUCUCUCUUUGUGAAUGAUUUCUUACUUAAGGUUGGAGAUGAAUCUUAUGAAUCAUAUUCUGCCGAGAAAGACGGAAUUCUUAAAUCUCUGGCUAGGCGUGCCAAGACACUGGAAGAUGCAUUCAAGAGUUUAGAGGGAAUAACAUGCAACAAAGCAGAGGGAGCAAUGUAUCUUUUCCCCUGCAUCAAGUUGCCUGAAAAGGCAAUCAAAGCUGCAGAAGCUGCGAAGACUGCCCCCGAUCUAUUUUAUUGUCGUCGUCUCCUCAAUGCUACUGGAGUGGUUGUGGUCCCUGGUUCUGGCUUUGGUCAGGUUCCCGGGACGUGGCACUUCAGAUGUACCAUUUUGCCGCAGGAGGACAAGAUUCCGGCCAUUGUCUCGCGCUUGACAGCCUUCCACAAGAGCUUCAUGGAUGAGUACCGUAAUUAGAGAGAGGAUUGUUGUACUUAUCAUCUGGACCUCAGAAGGAAGUAGCAGAAUAAUAAGAUUGUACUCGCUUCGAUUUUCCCAAUGUUGCGAGUUUUCUUUUCUCCAGAUUUUAGACAACUGAAUAAGUGGCAGCUGCCUUCACUUGGAGGGUAUGAUUGAUGUAUAGCUUAAAGGAUCCAUUGGUCAUAUAUUGCGCUCAAUUUUGGGUUUUGAAACGAAUAGCUUAUGGCUAGCUUAAAGUUUGCUGUCUUUGUGUACGUGCUGUUAAAAUGAAACAUGAAUGAUGACCUUCCUUAUGGCAAACUGACGAUGGCUAC